AUGGCCUCCAAGUUCGAGCUCAAGACCACCCAUUCCAAAGAUGGCACCAAGAUCGCGUACUACCAAAUCGGCACUGGUCCAGGCGUUAUAAUUCUCCAUGGCGGCAUGCAGCAUGCCCUCAGCCACGCCGAUCUCGCGACGUCUCUCGCCAGCCAUUUCACCUGCUACUUGCCCGACCGUCGCGGACGUGGGCAGUCUGGCGCCCCGGGCAAACACUGCACCUAUACACCACAGAAGGAAGUUGACGACGUCGAGGCAAUCCACGCCGCGAGUGGCGCAAAGUUCAUCUUUGGCGUCAGCUCCGGCGCGCUGCUCACUUUGAAGGCCGCGCUAGCGGCUCCGCCGUCACAUAUAGCCAGGAUCGCUGUCUUUGAACCGCCAUGGUGGCCUGAGUCAGAGCGAGAGGCUCAGAUGGCCUGGAUCGCAAGGUAUGAAGCCGAGGUCGAGCGCGGCGAGCUUGCUAGCGCGGCUGUGACAGCCAUGCUGGGGGCGCAGAUGGGUCCGUCGAUAUUGCAGUCAGAGUACUUCCCGCGAAUCGCCUUGGUAGUGUCGACGAAAUUGAUGAUGAGAUUCGAACGACCUGUCGGUCUGCCGGAUGACAACCAGGGAAGAAACACAGCUGUGGCCCAGCAGGAAUUGUUGUUCAAGGACCUGGUUCCGACGUUCCGUAACGAUAUCAAAAUUGCGUUGGAUAUGCUGGGAGAGCAGAGUCUACAGGCCCUGUCGGCGGUUCAGACGGAGACUCUGAUCCUUGGCGGGACCAGAAGUCCAGCAUAUCUGCAGCGGUCGGUGCGCGAGAUUGACAAGAUCCUGCCCCAGUCGAAGUGCGUUGAGCUUCCAGGCAUCGACCAUGGCGGCACUUUCAACAAGCGACAGGGCGGGAGUCCGGAGGUGUUUGCACAGGAACUGCGCCGCUUCUUUUCCAAGGGCAAUGAUAUGCAGAUGCCGGAAGGUGAUUGA
Molecule: messenger RNA, 960 nt
Organism: Cladophialophora yegresii CBS 114405
Lineage: Eukaryota; Fungi; Ascomycota; Eurotiomycetes; Chaetothyriales; Herpotrichiellaceae
Exons: 1
Coding region: 1-960 (319 amino acids)
Source: RefSeq, a predicted model, not a curated record